AUGUCUUCGAGCGAACCCAGCCCAUUGGAAAGACUUGUGGGUGAACCUGAGCCGCAGCAAGAGCUCCUUACUGAUUCUGAAGGUGAAGACGACUUCGUCAAGAAGUAUGGGGAAAUCGACUUCAAAUAUAUAAAAAGACCCAAGGACGCUGUGUGGUUUAUCAGACCCCAUGCACUCAAUUACUUUAAAGAUGGAGUGUUGUACCGUACCAAGGGAGAACGGCUGUCGGCAAAAACAGAGUUGUUCCUUGACUUGCUCUAUGUGGGAAUCAUAGGAACAGUGGCUGGCGACGCUUGUGAGAAUGCUUCGUGGUUCUCCUUGUUCAAGUACGUUUUGGUGUUUUUGCCGUACUGGACUGUCUGGGCCGAUAUCAAGGAUGUCACCAAUUACUACUAUAACGAAGACUUGUCGCAGAAAUUGUACCUUUUGUGGAUCUUGGUGUUGCUUACGACCUCUGUGAAUGCCCAGUCGGAGGUUUUGGAGCUGACUAGGGGUGCUGUUUUCACAAUUGUGCCGUAUAUUCUUUGCAGGUUAUCAUUGGCGUUCAUGUUGCUCUUCUACUCGUUCUAUAUCCCAGAACACCGUCCUCAGCAACGUCUAUACUUUGUGUUUUUGAUCCUUACAAGUUGUAUUUGGGUGCCAGUGAUCUUUGUAGGGCCAAAUACAAAGUUGGUGCUUUCACUUGUUGCCAUUGUGCUUGAACAGAUUACGUUUACGGUUGUCUUCCACCCUACCACCAAACAGUUGUUGAAACUCUCCAUGUCUACAGCCCUUAACAUCGAACACGAAGUGGAAAGGAUGUCUGCGUUCUUCACCGUUGCCAUUGGCGAGUUCUUGACGAAAAUCACUGCUGAGCUGCCCAUUGGCGUAGGCUUCACCAGCUUAUACCCCAGAGCCAUCUUCUGUCUUGUGAUUGCGUAUAUUCUUUUCUGGCUUUACGAUAACGCUGGAACGUCAGAAAAGGCUGUACAUCCACUUCGCCACAGCGCUUUUCGUGCCAUUACAUGGAUCUACUUACACAUUCCACUUAUUGGCUCAGUGGUGCUUGCUGCAGACGCUGCUGGAGAACUCUUGGGUAUCCAAGAACCUACGAUCUUUGGCUGGGGCAGAAAGAUGAAUGAAGUCCCUAUAGAUCCAGAACUCAACGUUUAUUCACUUACCUUGUUCUUUACUGGCGGUUUGUGUGUCACUUUGCUCAGUAUCACUGGUAUUGGGUACUUGGACGAUUGCAGAGACCCUCCAGGUACGUUUUUGGUGCUGAAGUUCUGGAGAAUCUUCUGGAGGGUUCCCGUGGCGCUUUUGAUUCUCUUGUUUGGGUUUUUGAAUAUUGGUACCUCGGCGGUUAUGGGUAAUACUGUCGUGCUUUUGCUUGUGCUUUAUGUGUACGAGAGUGUGGUUGCCACGCCCAAACGGUGUCUCUGGCUCCCGAGGUUUGCCAGUGCCGAUGAGUAUGAGUAG
Molecule: messenger RNA, 1458 nt
Organism: Candidozyma haemuli
Lineage: Eukaryota; Fungi; Ascomycota; Pichiomycetes; Serinales; Metschnikowiaceae
Exons: 1
Coding region: 1-1458 (485 amino acids)
Source: RefSeq, a predicted model, not a curated record